Molecule: messenger RNA, 528 nt
Organism: Prunus armeniaca (apricot)
Lineage: Eukaryota; Viridiplantae; Streptophyta; Magnoliopsida; Rosales; Rosaceae
Source: the annotation of a GenBank genome assembly
AUGGUUUUUCCCCGCCUGCUGUCCACCAACUAUCCUUCAUCUUGGAAAGUCAACGUGGGCCAAGGCCAUGGUAUGGCCGAGAUUCCUUCCCGGCCCUGGGGGAGGAUGACCCUCCUCCUUAUGAGGCCAUGGAGAAACUGUCAUGUGAUUGAUGAAGAUGGGAGGGCCUGGUAUGAUGAUUCCAACUUGGCCACGCUCGUUUGGCUUAGCACCUCGGUUGCACCCAUUGCCGGAGUGACGGUCCUGGCUUCACCUAGCCACAGUUGUGCCCAAAAUGACGACCCUGGCCAUGGUCGGAGUGACGGCCUUGAUUGCAACCCAAUUUCACCCAUGUCCAGAGUGACUGCCUCGGCCGUGGUCGGAAUGACAGCCCUGACUUUAGCUAGCUGCACCUGUGUCCUCAGUGACGGCCUCGGCCAUGGCCUGAGUGACGGCCUUGGCUUCAACCCGGCCGCACCCAUGUCCAGAGUGACGGCCUUGCCCAUGGCCGUGGUCAGUGAAGAUGUGGGCGGUGGAGGCACCGCCUAG